Bursaphelenchus xylophilus (pine wood nematode) is the source of this 10813-nucleotide messenger RNA. The record is from the annotation of a GenBank genome assembly. NCBI's taxonomy places the organism in Eukaryota, Metazoa, Nematoda, Chromadorea, Rhabditida, Aphelenchoididae.
AUGCGACUGUGUUUCGAAUGUUCUUGCAGAUCCGAAAAGCAAGAAAAAAAUUUGGCGGCACGGGUUAAGGGCGUUGAAGGUAGUUUUUUUUCGGACCGAUUCUUAUUAUUCUUUCAGAGAAAAUUGAGAGAAAUCCGGAGAUUCCGAAUGAAUAUUUGAUUUGGGGAGGAUAGGUUACUCCGAGGAUAGGUUACCCCAAAAAACACAUAACUCGGAGGAUAGGUUACCCCACCGGAUAGGUUACCCCACGGAUAGGUUACCCCACCGGAUAGGUAACUCCACGGAUAGGUUACCCUUUACCAAAAAAAGAAAAAAAUUUUUUUGAAAUGUUUUCGCUUCGGGAGUUUAAAAAGAAGGAUUUUUUGUGAAAAUUGAAAAAAUUUUUAAAUGUUUUCGCUUCGGGAGUUUAAUAAGAAGGAUUUUUUGUGAAAAUUGAAAAAAUUUUUAAAUGUUUUCGCUUCGGGAGUUUAAAAAGAAGGAUUUUUUGUGAAAAUUGAAAAAAUUUUUAAAUGUUUUCGCUUCGGAAGUUUAAAAAGAAGGAUUUUUUGUGAAAAUUGAAUAAAAUUUGAGAUGUUUUCGCUUUGGGAGUUGGAAAAAAAGGAUUUUUUGUGAAAUUUGAAAAAAAUUUGAAAUUUUUUCGAGCUGACUGAAUGUGAACUGACUGAAUAUGAAAACUGGGUUUCUGUUACUUUACUACCUUCAGGGAUUCUUUUUGAAAUUUUUUCGACUUAUAACACUUUUAGACGUUAAUGGUGUUGUUUUGGUGCCUAGUACUGCUUAAAAAACGCAUUUUUAAUACUUGGUACUAAAUAGUACUACCUGGUACUGUUUAGUACGAGGUGCAAAUUUGGCCGUAAGGCGGUAAUGGCGUUGGUUUGGUGCUUAGUAGAACCCAAAAACACGUUUUAACACUUGGUACUAUAUGGUACCAACUGGUACUGUUUUGUGAGAAGUGAAAAUUUGGCCGUAAGGCAGUAAUGGUGAUGGUUUGGUGCUUUGUAGAGCCCAAACACACGUGGUACUAUAUAGUACCAGGUGGUACCAUUGGUUUUAGACAAAAUUUUAGUGCUGGCGGCACCACAGUUAAUAUUCAGUCAGACACCCUUUUUUCUACUUCCGAUGCAAAAAGAUUUCAAAAUUUUGAUGAAUUUUCUAAAAAAUUGUUUUUCUUCCCAGUCCCGAAGCGAAAACAUUUCAAAUUCUUUUCAAUUUUCACAAAAAAUCCUUUUUUUCCAAGUCCCGAGGCGAAAACAUUUCAAAAUUUUUUUAAAUUUCACAAAAAAUCCUUUUUUUCCAAGUCCCGAAGCGAAAACAUUUUAAAAAAAAAUUUUUUUUCAGGUAACCUAUCCUCGGGGUAACCUAUCCUCCGAGGUAACCUAUCCGUGGGGUAACCUAUCCUCCGAGGUUACCUAUCCGAAACUUGGGGUAACCUAUCCGGUGGGGUAACCUAUCCGCUGGGGUAACCUAUUUGUUAGGGGUAACCUAUCCUCCGAGAACGGAAUAUUUUGGUGAUCCUGCAUUUCGCGAUCUCAAAAUCGAAGCUGGAGGCAGAAGCUUUGAUGUAAGAAGGUGUAUGUUUUUUCUAUGGUUUUGAAAUUUUAGGUCACAAAGUAUCAAUUGGCAAUGAAGUCGAAAGUAUUCGCGAAAAUGCUCAUGACAGACAUGAAGGAGAAGAACGAAGGUGUAGUCCGGCUCGAUGAUGAUGCUGAGACUGUAGAGGCUAUGCUGAAUUACAUCAGCAGUUACAAGAAGGUCAAAGGAAACAAAUUGGCGAGAAAAGUUGUUAAACUGGCGCAUCAUUACGAAAUCGAUGAUCUCAAGGUGAAUAUUGCGUUAUUGUGCUGAUUCUUUUUGUGGGUAAUGGUUGCAGUAGAAUUUAGUUUCUUGUAAGACUCGCAUAUUAGGGUGUCCCAUAAGUCUUGCAAAUUUUUGGGUUUAAGAAUUAACGUCUCAUUUCGAGGGCCUAGAGAACUGUGCUCCUUAAUGUUUGGUACUGUUAGAACCACCAUCUCUUACUUGUUAACAGCAUAAAAAUUUUAACUAACCACGUGCCCUCCGGGCAAAUACUUGACAUUCUUUAAUAUCAUCCAGUGUUGGGAAGGCUUAGGAAAACGAUUCCGUUCUUUGGUGAGGCUGGACCUUUGCAACCACACUUUUUAUUAAAUGUACUGAGUACUCUGUUUCUAAAUAAGCGGCGCUUUCCACUGAAUUAGUGAUUGUGACGCUGUCCUGCAGGUGUCUUGUAUCAGGCGUUAUGGUAAAUAUUACAAUGUACAUACUUUUCCGUAUAAAAUUUUUUGAGGGUGGUUUCUCAGGUCGCGCCGUUACCAUAAUGAAAGUAGCAUUACAUUUAUGCGUUUUAACCACGGAUCCGUUGGCUACCUUGUUCUGAAUUACCGCUAACCCAAGAAAAUUUGAAAAAAUGAGGUUCAUUUACUCAACACCAAAAAAGUUGGCAUGGAUACAAAUAACAUUGUACAGGGUGGACCACUAAAACCUUCCGUCCUCUUUUUUUAGAUUUCUCCGCGGAGACUCCGCCGAUUUUCAUGAAAUUUAGAUUUUUCUGGAGCUAAGAUUCGCCAUUUUCAACCGAUUGAAUUUCAGGAAGAAAUAUUCUGAAUUGACCUUUCUAUGCCUUCCCAAAGCUUUUGAAAAUUAUUUUCCAGCCGAAACCGCUAAAACUUAGAAAAUUUUUGGAAUGAUUUUCAAUUGACUUUCUCGGACUUGGAAAAUUUCAGGCUUUUUUUUUGGUAAAAUUGUGGAGUAAAAAGUUCCGUACGCUUUCUCUAAACUUUUUUAAAGCAAGUUAAAAGCAAAAAGAGUGCUGUCUGUAUUACCGUUAGGGUAUGAACGCUGAAAAAAAAUUUUUCAACAAGAGUGAAAAAGUCCACAUUAAAAGACGAUUUCUGAGUCACUGAAGCAAGCCGUAGUUAGGCCAGGACAUAGGAUUUUUUCGAUGUUGAGUUUUUUACAUUAGUAUGACCCAUGGCACCUGUAGAGAAAAAGCGAACCACAGUUUUCCUUAAUUCUUCCAUUAACUGUACUUUUUAUACAAUUUUCUGUUUAUACAGUAAUUCGUUAUAACUUUCUACAAUGGUGUCCGUUUGUCAUAAAAAUAGGGCUACUAUGGUUUUUGGGCAUGACGAGUUCAAUAAAACCAAAAAAAAUUUCAUCCGGUUACGGUAACAUAUAAAAAUACUGUAUCGGUCGGUAAAAAUCGACCAUAAAAAGUUUGUUUCAAAAAAGCCACAGCCAAUUUUUUCAUAUUCGUAAUCAGCGUAAAAUUCUGCUCUCGGACCAAUUUUAAAAAGUUCAAAAAUAGGACCCCCAUUUUCCGUGGUGUAGUGGUUUUUGACCAAAACUGGUAAUCUGACCACCCAGGUUCGAAUCCGGGUGGGUGCGAAUGUAGAAAAAAGACCUAAAAUCACUUUUAAUGAAAACCUGAGAGUUAUUUGAAGCACGCUGAGCAAUUUUAGGCAUUAAAACUCUCUGAAUUUGGGAUUAAAACGAUUUUUAUGUAAUUUUAGAGGAUUAAUGCAUCAAAAAUAAAACUGCUUCAAACUGGUUGAAAUUGAUAACACUUAUUCUAUGGCUAAUUGUAAGAAACUUUCCCGUUAACUUUUUUUGGUAGAAUGCUAUAUCAUGGAUUACUGUAACAUUAAACCCGUUUUCGUUUUUGGUAUGCGACAGGGCGUAGAGACUUCAAUGUAUCACAAUUAUGAUAGGAAUGCUUGAGAACACGUUGGUUAUCACACAAAUGUGUUUUCUAUGUCCGUAGGACUUGAAACACGUCCGUUAUAACGCGCAGGUUUCCAAUCGAUAAUGAUGUCAAGAUGCACAAUAUAUCAUGGGAAAUUCUUUUUUUGAAAUAUGGAGCGUUGAGAUUUCUUGCUUUUUAAUAGAUCUAAUCAAAAAAAGAAAAACAUUUACCCAAGAAUUUUGAAGAAAAAAUCUGCUAAGUAGAAUAAGUUUUAUGUUACAGUAAUCCAUGAUACAGCACUCUACCAAAAAAAGUAAACAGGAAAGUUUCUUACAAUUAGCCAUAGAAUAAGUGUUAUCAAUUUCAACCAGUUUGAAGCAGUUUUAUUUUUGAUGCAUUAAUCCUCUAAAAUUACAUAAAAAUCGUUUUAAUCCCAAAUUCAGAGAGUUUUAAUGCCUAAAAUUGCUCAGCGUGCUUCAAAUAACUCUCAGGUUUUCAUUAAAAGUGAUUUUAGGUCUUUUUUCUACAUUCGCACCCACCCGGAUUCGAACCUGGGUGGUCAGAUUACCAGUUUUGGUCAAAAACCACUACACCACGGAAAAUGGGGGUCCUAUUUUUGAACUUUUUAAAAUUGGUCCUAGAGCAGAAUUUUACGCUGAUUACGAAUAUGAAAAAAUUGGCUGUGGCUUUUUUGAAGCAAACUUUUUAUGGUCGAUUUUUACCGACCGAUACAGUAUUUUUAUAUGUUACCGUAACCGGAUGAAAUUUUUUUGGUUUUAUUGAACUCGUCAUGCCCAAAAACCAUAGUAGCCUUAUUUUUAUGACAAACGGACACCAUUGUAGAAAGUUAUGACGAAUUACUGUAUAAACAGAAAAUUGUAUAAAAAGUACAGUUAAUGGAAGAAUUGAGGAAAACUGUGGUUCGCUUUUUCCCUACUGGUGCUGUGGAUCAUAUUUAUGCAAAAAACUCAACUUCGAAAAAAUCCUAUGUCACGGCUUGCCUCACUGACUCAGAAAUCGUCUUUUAAGGCUAAAAGCCAGGGAUUGGCGCAUUGAGGCUUGGAGACAGGCUCGAUUGAAGUUAAACCAUGUUCACGAUAUGCAAUUCGAGCCUUUUUGAACUUUCAAAGCCCCCGCAAGUUCGUGCAGCAAGAGGAGGUGGACAUGUCGAACUCAGAUAGAAAUAUUAAUAACCAAAUUGUUAAAUAAAUUAGUUUUUACACCAGUAUUUUGCAAAUAUAUGAGGCAAAACGAGUAAGAUUUCACCCAAAAACCCGAAAAAAUGACCAAGUUUUCAAAAUCAUUCCAAAAAUUUUCUAAGUUUUAGCGGUUUCGGCUCAAAAAUAAUUUUCAAAAACUUUGGAAAGGCAUAGAAAGGUCAAUUAAAGAUAUAUUUUUUCAAAUUCAACCGGUUGAAAAUGGCGCAUCUCAGCUUCAGAAAGAUCUAAAUUUCAUGAAAAUCGGCGGAGUCUCCGCGGAGAAAUCUAAAAAAAGAGGACGGAAGGUUUUAGUGGCCCACCCUGUAGUGCAGUGUGUUCUAAACAGUGACAUAUGUAAUUCUAUCUUUGCAAGAGGAUUUGGGAAUAGCGGUGAUAGAGGCUGAAAAACACUCACAACGGAUCGGCAAAUAGUUGCACCCUGCUGUCUUAACGAAACCUAUAUCAUUCGAAAGAGCAUUACAAAUAGUGUACAACGCAAAAAAAAAAUAGCUGCCCAAUAUACACUGCUAGACAAAAUGAUAUGACCACCGCAAUUUUGCGCCGGCAAUUUGUCCAUGGUAAAUGAAUUGCUUUAAUAUUUGGUUAAAGUGAGUAUGGAGCAAUGUAACAUGUACCCAAGAAGUAUCAAAGGAUUUCAAAAAGUGCAAGGUGAGUAAAAUUUGGAAAAACGCGAAACCGCCAAAAAUCGGCUGGACAAAAUGAUAUGACCACGUGGUUUAAUUCAAUCUUUUACUAAUAAACACAAUUUAACAAACAAUCCUAGUAAUGAGUGAGUCCUCCACUGAUUACUAGGACUGGUAUGGGGACAUGUUCGGCCAGGUUUAGACGGGUUUGAACGCGUUAAACCAUGUUUGAUGCAGAGCUACCCAAACUGGUGAUUAUCUUCCAUUAACGCUUUCCAAAACUUUUAAAUGACGUUUUUAUCAUGUCAUCUAGACGUGUAAUCACCUGUACAAGCCUUCGCUUUUCGCACGAACUCCAUGGUGGUCUGGUAGUGUGGAUUCAGCAAACAUCCGGUUACCAUGUCCAGCUUUGGCGACCCAUUUGCUAUUUGACCCUGGGGAUAGAUGUGCCCCUUAGGUUUAAAAUGUAACCCGGAAUCUCUCCAGAAAACGGCGAAGCCAAGAAAAGUCCCCGGUGACACGAUCACAGCUUUGUAGAUGCAACUUUGCCGACCUUCACCUUAACCAGCAAAACCGAGUUUUUCAAAUGGAUUUUUAGCGAUGCAAAACGGCUUUCAUUCGAUGGCCUAUGUAAUUUUAGAAGCUACAGCACACCUCAUGCAUCCUGGGCCAUAAAACGAACUGUUUUUUGUCGCUAACGAUCCCUUUGAAAAACUUGGUUUUUCUGGUUAAGGGGCACAUCGGUGCAGUUGCAUCUGCAAAGCUGAGAUCGUGUCAGCGGGGACUUUUCUUGACUUCGCCGUUUUCUGGAGAGAUUCCGGGUUACAUUUUAAACCUAAGGGGCACAUCUAUCCCCAGGGUCAAAUAGCAAAUGGGUCGCCAAAGCUGGACAUGGUAACCGGAUGUUUGCUGAAUCCACACUACCAGACCACCAUGGAGUUCGUGCGAAAAGCGAAGGCUUGUACAGGUGAUUACACGUCUAGAUGACAUGAUAAAAACGUCAUUUAAAAGUUUUGGAAAGCGUUAAUGGAAGAUAAUCACCAGUUUGGGUAGCUCUGCAUCAAACAUGGUUUAACGCGUUCAAACCCGUCUAAACCGGAGUCAGGAAAUUAUGGGUGACGCAGAGUCGGGUGGUGCAGGUUCGGGUGAGAACUUUCGGGUGAUCGCAAAGUCGGGUGAUGCAAAGUCGGGUGGUGCAUAUUCGGGUGAUGGAAUUUUGGGGUGGGGGAAUUCUCGGGUGAUGAAAAAAGAAAAAAAAACCUGGCCGAACAUGUCCCCAUACCAGUCCUAGUAAUCAGUGGAGGACUCACUCAUUACUAGGAUUGUUUGUUAAAUUGUGUUUAUUAGUAAAAGAUUGAAUUAAACCACGUGGUCAUAUCAUUUUGUCCAGCCGAUUUUUGGCUGUUUCGCGUUUUUCCAAAUUUUACUCACCUUGCACUUUUUGAAAUCCUUUGAUACUUCUUGGGUACAUGUUACAUUGCUCCAUACUCACUUUAACCAAAUAUUAAAGCAAUUCAUUUACCAUGGACAAAUUGCCGGCGCAAAAUUGCGGUGGUCAUAUCAUUUUGUCCAGCAGUGUAUGUUUGGGCAAAGUUAUGUCCGUUUUAUGAAUGGGACACCCUAAUAGAUAAUCCAUAGGUUGAAUAUUGAUUUUGAUAUCAACUUUCUUGGUGGGGAAGAAAAACAAACUUGGAUUGGAAUCAAAAUUGGAUUUUCGUAUUAUGAUGUCUAAAAUAAUAUCGAUACUUUAGGAUCAAUGUGAAAUCGAACUACUGGAGACCGCGACUAUGGAGAAUGCUAAAGCCAACAUAAUGUUGGCCGGAGAACUGAAGCUACCGUUGCUCUUCUCGACCUGCAACGAGCUUCUUUACUUCAACUUUGAAAGCCCCGAUUCCGGCGUGCCUGUUUUGUCCUUCAGUCCGACGGAAAUGCUGUUUCGACUGUGCAAGUCAGCCUCAACCCACAAAUUGGUCAACCACAGUGAAAUGACGAUUGCUUUCAAUAUCUACAGCUGCGAUCCAUUGAGGACUUGUAUGGAAUUUAAGGUUAUCGAGCCGUUAUCCGAGCUCCAAUUACGUGCUGGCGACAUUGUAUACUCGGGAAUCAGCCCCAUAGGUCUUGUUUAUUAUGCGCCCUAUGUCUCCGACAGAUACAUCGAUUACAACGGACUCCAUCUGAUGCCGGAGGCUCGGUUCUUGCGGAUUAAUUUCGGACAGCCGAAGACUACGGGAGCCCGUGGUCGGUCCUGUCGUCUAUGUCAGGCAAAAACGGACAUGAGACUCCAUAUAGACAAUAUUGGAAGUGAGUUGACUCGAGUUCUUCGUUGUAUAACUCAGCCUUACUUUGUUUGAUGUUCUUUUCAGGAAAAUUGAAAUUGAAUGGAGAAACUCGCAACGAUUUCUUCAACCAUCCAGGGAUAAGCGAUUUUCAAAUCCAAGCUGGAGACAAGAUCUUUUAUGUACGUGACAUUUCUUCUGUUAUUUUUAUAGUUUUAGGUUACCAAGUAUCAAUUGGUUUCUAAGUCCGAGAUCUUCGCACAACGCAUCAUUGAGAAGAAAGAAAAUUCCAUUACUCUUGGUGAAGAUCCAGAGGUGGUUGAGGCUAUGUUGAAGUUUAUUUAUAUGAAUCAAAAAGUCAAAGGAAACGAAUUGGCAAGAAAAGUUGUUCAAUUAGCUCACCGGUUCAAAAUUAAAGAUCUCAUGGUGAGUCUCGAACAUUUUUGACUUUUUUUUGUUUUCAAGGCACCGCAUUCUGUACUUUUGGGACACAACCGGUCUCCCCGAAUUUUUUCUAUUUUUUCAAAGUGGACCUCCUUCUUUAAUUCAUUACUCGGUAGCCGUUGAAGCUAGAGACUUGAAAAUUGGCAUGGAUAUAGAGUAAAGGCUCCGCUUCCAGAAUAUAUAAAUACUGUAAUUAAACCCGGGCUAUAAGCUCCACAAUAAGAUGCCAAAAUAUUUCAUUCUUAAGACUUCUUGCACCUCAAGUGUCAUUUUGCAGGAUCGAAAUGACAAAUUUUAAAAUACUGAUUUGUGCAGAAUUUUUUUUCUCUAUCACAUACUCAAAUUUGUGAAGUUAUAUACACGAUGGCUGAGCUACGGACGAAAAACUGGGUUUCAUAGUGUGCUUUUUGGAAUAUCUCUGCCCUCAGGGCACAUAUAAAGGAAGUUCCGACCCAGGCUUGUUGCCCAUGAUGAUAUAUGCGGUCUUACAAAAUUACAAUGUCCUAUCUUCAAAAUCAAGGGAGUUAUUCGCUUUUCAAUUCUUUUAUCAAAAAUAGGCUUGACAUGCUCUUCCAACCCCUCAAAAGAUUAUAUUCGAAGUGUUAUUUCAUUGCAUGCAUGCAAGCAUGACAACCAACAGCUAAAAAAAUUAGCGUCUGGAAAGCAAGGCAGUCUUAUUGAUCAAUUUCAAGCCUAUUUUUGAUAUAAAAAUUGAAAAGCGAAUAACUCCCUUGGUUUUGAUGAUAGGACAUUGUAAUUUGGUAACUUAUAUCAUCAUGGGCAACAAGCCUUGGUCGGAACUUCCUUUACAUGUGCCCUGAGGGCAGAGAUAUUCCAAAAACACACUAUAAAACCCAGUUUUUCGUCCGUAGCUCAGCCAUGCGUGUAUAUAACUUCACGAAAUUUGAGUAUCUGAUAGAGAAAAAAAAUUCUGCACACAUCAGUAUUUUAAAAUUUGUCAUUUCGAUCCUGCGAAAUGACCUUUUAGGUGCAAGAAGUUUUAGGAAUGAAAUAUUUUGGCAUCUUAUAUGGAGCUUACAGCGCGGGGUUAAUUACAUUCCGGCAAUUUUUCGGCCGGAUUUGAAUUGGCUAUAACUUUUUUAGUUUUUAACCAAGUGUUAAAAUUCUUUUUUUCCCUGAAUGCAUAGACAUCCCCAUUUUGUUUAAUACCAAAUAUGUUAUACCCAUUUAUUAGACUACAGUAAAAAUUCAAGACAAAGAAAAAGCUCUAAUUUUCAUAGCUGACAAUGGAAUUACCCCUAGUGCGACUCUCAGAUUUUCUUUAAAUUUUGCACAUGCGCCUUUCAAGGGCGGCCAAGAUAUUCAACGAUCUUUGCGGUCAGGAGGGUACAUGAGUGGUCACACAGAAAAACUUUUUGGCUCUAUCCUCGCCAGUUUUGUGCAGAGAAAGCUGAUUUUUUGUGGAAACGGUAUUCUCCAUGAACAGGCAUGAAACUUUUUACGACAAAAUUCGUAAAAAAGAAUAAGGUCUUUUGGUCAUUUUCCCGAAAGUUGUGCAUUUUUUGCCUGAAAUUCCCUGUAUCUCAAAAGUUGUGCAUUUUAUUUUAUUUUUAAAUUUCCAGUGUUUAUUGGGUUAAGGUUGAGGUUUUUUUAAAGUUUUUUUACGUGUUUUUGCAUAUUUUUCGGGAUUUUUUGCAACGGAUGCACAAAAAUGAAAAAUCGGCCGUUAUAGCGAUGUAGUGCGCACUGGAUUACAUGUAUCUGCCAAAUUUCACAUUUUCGUCUUUACUCCACUUUGUGUUCUGAGCCGGUUUAGGUGUUAAGGCAACCGUCUCGCUACGACAUCUGGUUCUCAAGUUAUGACAAAACUAGUCAUGUUACCGUAACCCAAAGUACAGUAAGAUUUCGAAAAAAAGUUAACGGGAAAGUUUCUUAGAAUGGUACGUAGCUACAGUUUUCCAAGUUUAAAGAAAAUUGAAGCAGUUUGAUUUUUCGUGCAACCAGGGUUGUUUACUUGCGCUUGACUUUUAGACAAAUUGUGUUUCAAUUGUCUUUAAUUCGCAUUAUUCCUCUUUUUAGGAGCAAUGUGCCUUUGAGAUCAUGGAGACUUUGGAGAAGGAGGACGUGGUCGAUGUCCUGCUGGAAAUCCUUCCUCUCGACCUUCCAUUUGUUGCCUACAAGUGCCAUGAAAUGGUUUACCGCAACUUCAGCGAUUUUGAUCCUCCUCCGAUCACCUUUAUUCCUGCGGCAAUAGAGUUUUGUGAGGGACAUGAUUUUUACCCAGUCACUGACCUAGUGUUUUCAAAUCAAAGCGAUGUGGAGAUGGUCGUCCAAGUGUAUGCGAGCAAACCAUGGGUGGUGGAACUUAUGGGUCCACAGAUCAUUGGUCCCCUGGCGGAGAUUAAUGCGGAAGGAUUGUCCUACGAAAACUUCUACGAACAGACCGGUCUGCUUUAUUUUGCACCUCAUGACCCCUCCUCCGACUGUCAGAAACUCCAUCUCCUGCCGAAUGCUCGUUUUGUUCCCGUCGAAUUGGCUCGUUGCAACCCUAAGUCUUGUAAGUUCUGUGGCGUCCAGGGUGACAAUUAA